AUGGCAAGUCCAGAGGUGGCCGGAUCUGGCACCGGUCGCCAUGGUUUUGGACGGGACGACAACGAUGGCAGGAGGGGUGAACCUCCGUGCGACGGGCCGCCUCCAUGGAGAUGGAGCUCCUUCUCCAUCACGGCCACCUGGACUCGCCUCGCCGCUCCAUGGACUCGUCUCGAUGCCGCUUGGUGUGUGUGCCGCCGUCGUCGCCUGUUGGCCCUCACCAGGAAGGAGAUGAUAGAUUGGGCCAGGCACGUCCGCGCGGAGGAGUGCCACCGGCUAGCGCAUGCGGCUCUACGUCUGCGACACCAUCCUUGGAUACAAUAA
Molecule: messenger RNA, 321 nt
Organism: Hordeum vulgare subsp. vulgare (domesticated barley)
Lineage: Eukaryota; Viridiplantae; Streptophyta; Magnoliopsida; Poales; Poaceae
Exons: 2
Coding region: 1-321 (106 amino acids)
Source: RefSeq, a predicted model, not a curated record